Messenger RNA from Erinaceus europaeus (western European hedgehog), 3562 nucleotides. RefSeq names its product elastin microfibril interfacer 3 (gene EMILIN3). Bases 225 to 2513 code for a protein of 762 amino acids. The record is from RefSeq and is a predicted model, not a curated record. Gene Ontology annotation, cellular component: extracellular matrix. Gene Ontology annotation, molecular function: protein binding. Lineage: Eukaryota; Metazoa; Chordata; Mammalia; Eulipotyphla; Erinaceidae. The transcript has 4 exons.
GCGGCGCGGCGCGGCCCCAAGUUUAUGCUAAUCCGCCAGAGCCCGCCCCCCGUCUCCCCGCGGCGGCCCUGAGCGCGCGCGCCGGCCACUCGGCGGGACGCGGCCGCUGCGCAGCCAGGCGGCGGGCAGCGGGCAGCGGGCAGCGGGCAGCGGGCAGCGGGCCGGGCGGGAGCGGCGGGACCUGGCGGCGGCCCCGCGGGCCCAGGUGCGGACGCCGCGUCGCCAUGCGCCCCUGUCGCCUGCAAUUCUGGCUGUGCGCCGUCGCCGCGCUGCUCUCGGGGACGCAGGCCAAGGGCUCUCCGCUGCUCGCGCGGCCCGCGCCGCCCGCAGCCCCCCGCCUCAGCCUCUACACGACGGGAUGGCGCCCUCGCCUGCGCCCGGGGCCGCACAAGGCCCUCUGCGCCUACGUGGUGCACAGGAACGUGACCUGCAUCCUGCAGGAGGGAGCGGAAAGCUACAUAAAGGCUGAAUACCGGCAGUGUGGAUGGGGGCCCAAGUGUCCUGGGACAGUCAUGUACCGCACAGUGCUCAGGCCCAAGUACAAGGUUGGCUACAAGACAGUGACAGACCUCGCCUGGCGUUGUUGCCCCGGCAUUACUGGAGAAGGCUGUCCUGAGCACCUCACGGACCACGGGGCUACCCUACCCCAACUGGAUUCUGAACCCCAGAUUCCCUCAGGUCAGCUGGACCCAGGUCCUAGGCCCCCUCCUUCUGGCGGAAUGGUCCCCAGCCAUCAUGGGAGGAAAGGCCCAGGGCUGUUUGGCGAACGUCUGGAACGUCUGGAGGGUGAUGUUCGGCGCCUGGCACAAGCAUAUAGUGUCCUCAGUGGCUUGGUGGCCAGCCAUAGGGACUCCAGUAGGAUUACUGGUGGCCCCAGGCCUCCUGCUGCCCCUGUGAGCUUUGGGGUCAUCCCCGAGGGGUUUGUGAAUCCAGCAGACAGAGCAGAAAGGCCACUCACACCUCCCCUGAAUGAGCUUUUGAGCAAGGUGACAGAGGUGAGCAACACACUCCGGACCAAAGCACAGCUCUUGGAUGAGGUGCACAGCUUGGCUCUUGACCACGAGGCCCACCUGCAGCAGCUGCGGCAGGCCCCCCCGUCCCCACUUACUUCCCUGACGCUGCUGGAUGAAUAUGUGGACCAAAGACUGCACCGGCUCUGGGGGAGCCUGCUGGACGGUUUUGAGCAGAAGCUGCAAGGUGUUCAGAGCGUGUGUGACCUGCGGGUACAGGAGGUGAGGCAGCGGUGUGAGGAGGGCCGGGCGGCUAGCCGGAGGCUGCACCAGAGCCUGGAUGGCCGGGAGCUGGCCCUGCGCCGGGAGCUCUCCCAGCUGGGGACCCGGCUGCAGGGCCUGAGCGUUGCUGGUGGGGCCAGCUGCUGUGGCCAGCUGGGCUUGAUCCGGGCCCGAGUGGACAACCUGGAGAGGCACCUGCAGGCCGUCGCUGAGGGGCAGAGGGCUUCCCACGGCGGGGACGAGCUCACAGGACUCUCAGCUGCCACACUAGAGGGGACUGUAAACGGGUUGCUUGAGGGCAUAGAGGCCCUCAAUGGGACAGCAGGUGGAACUAAAGGCUGCUGUCUGGAUGCGGAAGAAGGCAGGUGGGAUGUGGGCCGCUUCAGGGCAGUGCUGGAGGAGCGUGUGCAGGGCCUGGAGGAGCGCCUGGUGACACUGGCUGGGGAGCUGCAGCGUGAUAGUGUUCCGCUAGGUAGGGCUGCCCGGCCCCCAGUGCAGACAGAGCUGGCAGUGCUGGAACAACGGCUGGUUUCACUGGAGACCUCAUGCAUGCCCAGCACCACCGCAGCCGUCCUGGACAACCUCGUGACAGAAAUGAAAGCCUGGCAGAGCCGGAGUGAGGCCCUCCUGCGCCAGGUGGCCAGCCACGCAGCCCUGCUCCGGCAGCUCAAUAGCACCAUGGCUGAGGUCCAGGGGCAGCUGGCAGAAGCGACAGGCCGCUCGCUGCAAGGCGAAAUCACCCUGCUCAAGGUCAACUUGAACUCUGUGAGCAAGUCCCUCACGGGCCUCAGUGACUCCGUCAGCCAGUACUCUGAUGCCUUCUUGGCUGCCAACACAUCUCUGGACGAGCGAGAGCGCAAGGUGGAGGCUGAGGUUCACGCCAUCCAGGAGCAGGUCAGCAGCCAAGGCUCAAGGCUCCGAGCUGGCCAACGGCAGGUGUUGAGCCUGCGGGGGGAGCUGGAGCAGCUCAAGGCUGGUGUGGCCGAUGUGGCCGGAGGGCUUAGCCGCUGCCAGGACACAGCCCAGGAGCUCCAGCACACAGUGAACCACUUUGACCAGAGGGUGGCACAGGUGGAGGGUGUGUGUGGGAGGCUAGGGCUGCUGACUGCCAGCCUGGACAGCUUGCCCACUGACAGGCUUGGAGAAGGCCUGUGGGGCCACAUGCACCAGCUGAACCGCACGCUCACUCAGCAUGCACAGGACAUUGCCCGCCUCCAGGAUGACCUGCUGCACUGCCGGGCCCAGCUGGCUGAGCAGGCGUGGCCAGGGCAAGCCAACUAGGUGAGCCAGGCUGGACCCAACCUGCCCCCUCCCCCCGGACUUCACCAACCCUGGGGACAUUACCCCAGAGCCUGGACUGUGCUUCCCAGUCUCCCCAGGUCAGUGCCUCAAGGGCUACUGAAGGAGUCGUCUUGCAUUAGCCCUGUGUGACGAUCCCAGCCACCAAGCUCCUCACUGAGUGUUGUGGCAGCGUAACAGUUGAGGACAGUGGUCCAGGCAAAGGUGUCAUGCCUGAGGGCCAGGACAGACCUGAGAUCUUGCAGCUCAGCUGACCUGGCACCUUAGAAAAACCUGCAGGCCCAGAGGUGGUGACCUGUCCACACCUCCCUGUGCCCCAGACAAUGUGCCCUGUCCCCAGCCUGUGGGGCUUCUGGUUCCCCUGUCCCUUUGGCUUCUCUCCCCAGCUGUCUGGGGCUGGUUUCUGCAGGAAAAUGGUUCCCACUGGCCACUGUCUUGGCACCUGGCAGCUUCACAAAUGUGGUUUAUGAAACCAAGGGCCAGAGGUCCCCACUGCUCCAAGCAGAAACACAAAGACUCAGUUGACCAUUUGCUUUAUUUUUGAUCCUCUCCCAAGGUGAGGGCUUUUAGGCAGCUAUAUAAUCUCUGAGGGGAGGAGUGGAUCCAAGCUCCUUGGGUUUCAGGACACUGGUUCCCCUGCACUCCUCAUUCCCAUUCUGAGAACCCUCUUCCCCACCCCCCCAGACUAGGGCCUCUGUUCAGAGAGCGGCUUAUAUAAAGGAGGCUGCAGCUGGAGUGGGAGGGACUCAGGCCUUGUUGCCAAUACCUCUGUGAAACCCCAGCCCUGCCUUGGGGGGGGGGGGGUCACCCAGUGAUGAGAAGCUCUGGUACAAGACCAACAAGUGACAGUUGUUCAUUUGGCCAUGUCUUUCUAGACCCUCCUGCGCUGAGAUUCCUGGCUGCAGUUUCCCUCCUGUGCUGGUUUGCCAGUCUCUGUAGCCCCACCUUCUGGUUUUCUCAACAUUUGAGAUUCUGCCCUCAGUUGUGGUGCUGUUGGGGAGGGAAGGCCUGGAUUAAAGCUUUUAACUGAC